CUCCUCUCUCUCCCUCUCUCUCCCAAUGAAGAAAAAAAAACCAGAAACCUCCUCUUACCCAUUACACAAAUCUUCAUAAAUGACACUUGUACAUCCACCAUCUUCUCUCAUUAUCACCAUCAUCUUCACAGCCUUCAUAUCUUCACUGACACCACAUGAUAGGGUGGUCCAUGGCCUUGGCUUAGCUUCUACCACAGCCAUCACAUAUGGCACUUCCACUGUUUGUGGCAUUGUGGCAGACAACCCUACACAGAGCAUACAAUGCUACCAAAACAUUCAGACCAUUUCAGUCCAGCCCAUUGUUUCUUUUGAAGCCAUCUCUGGGGGCAAGACCUUCUUCUGUGGCCUCAGGUCUGGUGGCUUUAGCCUUCUCUGUUGGGACACCAGCUUAUCUAGCUCAAGUAGAUUCCAACCUAAGCGCAUAUAUCACAGUGACACAAUAGCUUUGAGUGAUCUGGCUGUAGGUGAUGCCCAAGUUUGUGCCCGACAGGUCAACUCCAGAACUGUCAGGUGCUGGAGAGGAGGAGAUGGCACAAGAGUGUCUUUGUUUCCCUCACCUGGGGAAGCAUUGGAAUUUCAUACAAUCACAUCUGGAAGGGGGUUUACAUGUGGGAUUUUGAUGAAUGGUAGCAGAGUUCUGUGUUGGGGUCAGAGUAGUGUUGGAGCUGAGAUUCAAACAGGGUUUGAGAAUGUGCUGAUGUCAAGCCUAGUUGUUGGAGAGUCUCAUGCUUGUGGGUUGAGUGUGAAUGGAGCUUUGGUCUGUAAAGGAAACAACGAUUCCGGGCAACUGAACGUACCUUCAAGUACUUCAGCUUUUGAGUUUUCAGGCCUUGCAUUGGGAUCAAAUUUUACUUGUGCUAUUCGUCGAAGAAAUGGCUUUGUUGUAUGCUGGGGAGGAAGAAACAGAUUUGAAUAUGACAGUGAUGCUAUUGAAAAUGUUUCAUUUGAGUUGAUUGCUGCAGGUUUGGAUUUUCUUUGCGGCUUAACAACAAGUAAUUUAUCAAUGAUUUGUUGGGGACCAGGCUGGACUAGUUCUCAGAAUGAUCUUCCACUAGGAAUUAUUGUUCCUGGUCCAUGUGUACAAGGUCCAUGUAGUAGCUGUGGUGUGUACCCGAAUUCAGAGACUCUUUGCGGUGGUUCUGGGAAAAUUUGCAAAUCAUGCCAGAUUGAACUUCCAAUUGCAGUGCCGUUGCCCCCAAUAAAUCCGCCGUCAACACAAGCUUCAGCACCGGCUUCUUCAUCAUCCAUAACCAGAAAUAGGCUUUUGUUGGCGUUUGCAAUAGUUGGAUCAGUUGGGGCUUUUACAGGGCUCUGCACUAUUAUCUUUUGCCUAUGGACUAGAAAAUGUGGUUCUUGGUCUAACCAUCAUGAUUCUGUGCAACCCACAAGUGCUGUUGCCCCCAAUGCAGGUUCUGCAGUUGGGAUUGAAAAUGAUCCUAAUGCUCCACCUUCAAGAUCAAGUUCCAUCAAGGGCUAUAUAAGCGGCUCAUCAUCAAAGCAUGGAGACAAGACUGAGUCAUUUCACCUAGCAGAGCUGUCCGCUGCUACCAAGCACUUCUCAUCAGAAAACAAGAUUGGUGCUGGGAGCUUUGGUACUGUCUAUAAAGGCAAGCUCUCGGAUGGUCGCGAAGUGGCCAUCAAGAGGGGAGAUACUAGUACCAAGACCAAGAAAUUUCAGGAGAAAGAGACCGCAUUUGAUUCCGAAUUAGCAUUGCUGUCCCGGCUUCACCACAAGCACUUAGUGAAGCUAGUGGGAUCCUGUGAAGAGAAGGAUGAGAGACUUUUGGUUUACGAGUACAUGUGCAACGGUUCACUUCAUGAUCACUUGCAUAACAAGAAAAAUGUUGAGAGAAGUAGCAGCAUUGUGAAUUCUUGGAGAAUGAGGACAAAAAUUGCAUUGGAUGCAGCCAGGGGAAUUGAGUAUCUGCACAAUUAUGCUGUGCCAACAAUAAUUCACAGGGACAUUAAGUCCUCAAACAUUCUUUUGGAUGAAAAUUGGACUGCAAGAGUAUCUGAUUUUGGACUGUCAUUACUGGGACCGGAAUGUGACCAAGAGAUCAUGUCAUCGAAGGCGGUUGGAACAGUUGGCUACAUUGAUCCUGAGUACUUUGUAUCAAAUGUUUUGACAGCAAAGAGUGAUGUCUAUGGCUUUGGGGUGGUGUUAUUGGAGCUUUUGACAGGUAAGAGGGCUGUGUUCAGAUUCAGUGAAGAGGGAACAGGUCCAAUGGGGGUUGUGGAGUAUGCCGGGCCGCGGAUGAUGGCGGGGGAGCUGCAAAGCAUUUUGGAUCAAAGGGUGGUGCCGCCAGAUCCGAAUGAAGCUGAAGCAGUUGAGCUGGUGGCUUAUACUGCCAGACAUUGUGUGAACUUGGAGGGGAAGGAAAGGCCUAGUAUGACUGACAUUGUUGCCAAUUUGGAAAGGGCACUUGCUCUUUGUGAGGAUGAACGUUUUAGCUUCUCUACCACCACAAUUUCCCUCCCUUCAUUGUGAAAUUUCAU
Messenger RNA from Prunus mume (Japanese apricot), 2496 nucleotides. The record is from RefSeq and is a predicted model, not a curated record. NCBI's taxonomy places the organism in Eukaryota, Viridiplantae, Streptophyta, Magnoliopsida, Rosales, Rosaceae.